UGUAAACAAACACAAUACAUUGUGCUUGGAUUGCGAAUUUCAUUCAAUCCGACUCUUUGCGUUUCAAACUCUUUUCCUUAUUCAAAUCUAAUCCUUUCAAAUAAAUACUUGUAGUGGCAGAACACAACUGAAAUUAUUGAACGGGUACACUUCUCAUCAGUUUACUAUAUUGAGUAGAAAGAACAACGAGAAGAUACAUUUGAACUUCAAUCAAACGUGAAUUCUGUUUUGUGAUACUUUUGAGGAGUAUAAAAUUGUGCGUUAAAUAUGUCUAAACAAUAUGGUCUGAUCGAUCCAAAAUCAAAUAAGUCAAUGAGACCUGGCCUCCUGAAGCAUGCUGCUUUUGCAAGUGAUUCUGACUCCGAUUCACAGGACCCGAAGAAACCGGUCAAUCUCGAAUUAGGGGAAAGCCAAAGACGGCAAGCACGUGUGGCCCAGGAAAAGGCGCUGGCCGAAGAUCCUACCAUUUAUCAGUAUGAUGAGUUAUACGAUGAUAUCGAGAGCAAGCGAAAAGAGGCAAAGGUCGAUAAAACGAAAGAAGAACGAAAGCCGAAAUAUAUAAGCAAACUAUUGGAAACGGCAGAAAAACGUAAGAAAGAACAGGAGAGACGGAUCGAACGUCAAGUUCAGAAGGAAAGGGAAGCCGAAGGCGAAAUGUACAAAAACAAGGAAUCAUUUGUGACUUCCGCAUAUCGGGCGAAACUGGAGGAAAUGAAGAAGGCAGAAGAACUGGAAAAACGAGAGGAGUAUUUGGAGAGUAUUGGAGAUGUUACGAAGCAAUGCGAUUUGGACGGAUUUUAUAGACACAUAUAUUCCCAAAAGCUAGGCGAAAUUAAAGUGAGCAAAGAAGAUGUUAAAGACGAAAACAGUGGCGGCGAUUCGGACACCAAAGAACGAGAACAAACUAAGGAGCAAACAAGCAGGAAAGAAGUGCCUCGAAAUGAAGCACUCGCGUCUUCUAAAUCAAGACAGUACCGUAAAAGAUGUUCUGAUGAUGAGGAGAAUGUCGAAGCUGAAAAAAAUGAUUCCUCUAAAAAAGUGCAUUUGCAAUCCAAUCUCGAUGCUGAUUCUGAUUUCAGUAUUGAUAGUAAUAGCAGCAGUAGCGGCGAGAAUGAUGAUGAUAGUGAUAAAAGCGCAAUUUCUAGCAAAGAACAAAUGAAAAAGAGUCGCAUAUCAGAUAAAUCUCUAGAGCAGAAUGCUGAUACUAUAGAGUUAAAAAAGAGUGAAGAGGAAAAGGAAAAGUUAAAUACUACUGAUAGCAACAAAAACGGAGAACUUGUUGAGAAGAAUAACAUAAAAAAGGAAGAAAAAAAGAAGGAACCUAAAAUCGAUAUAUGGAAGAAGCGAACUGUUGGUGCAGUUUUUGAUAGUGCUCUCCAGAGGUACUAUGAGCGCAAAGCUGCCAGAAUUGGGGGAUGAAAAUAUUGUGUAUCGUUUCAUUUAUUCUGAAAAUAAAUUACGUGUUGAUAUUCUCUUCAA
This is a messenger RNA of Toxorhynchites rutilus septentrionalis, 1479 nucleotides long. RefSeq names its product nuclear speckle splicing regulatory protein 1. Lineage: Eukaryota; Metazoa; Arthropoda; Insecta; Diptera; Culicidae. Bases 268 to 1419 code for a protein of 383 amino acids. Gene Ontology annotation, biological process: regulation of alternative mRNA splicing, via spliceosome. The transcript is spliced from 2 exons. The record is from RefSeq and is a predicted model, not a curated record.